Oncorhynchus keta (chum salmon) is the source of this 976-nucleotide messenger RNA. RefSeq names its product hippocalcin like 4 (gene hpcal4). NCBI's taxonomy places the organism in Eukaryota, Metazoa, Chordata, Actinopteri, Salmoniformes, Salmonidae. The record is from RefSeq and is a predicted model, not a curated record. Gene Ontology annotation, molecular function: calcium ion binding. The coding region runs from base 394 to 969 and encodes 191 amino acids. The transcript is spliced from 6 exons.
CCAAUUACAUCGUCAGGACUGAUUAUUUGAGACUCUUCCCCCAAUCAGGUGCAGUCCUGAGGCAGUCCUUAGGCACAUUUGUUGUCAAGGGUGACGCAAGCGUUCAUUCAUUUUCACCGAAAGGAGAGAGAGCGAGUCAACGGGACAACUUGCUGUAGUGGAGUAGACUUCACUUGUUUCAGUGCUUUUAGGAAAUAAUUUGCAGAAACACCGUGAAACACCGUGAAAAGAUUGAUCUGAAGGAUCUAGUGCUCUUCCACAUAUUUCAAGGGUAUUGUCCAAGGUCACGCCACGGUUCGAGACUGGAGACAGGUGCUCUACACAGUACGAGCCCUAUCUGGGGGCAUCUGCUCUACACAGAACGAGCCCUAUCUGGGGAGAGGAGACUUUGUGAUGGGGAAAGGAAACAGUAAGCUGGCACCAGAGGUUCUGGAUGACCUCACCAAGAGUACUGAGUUCAACGAGGCUGAGCUCAAGCAGUGGUACAAAGGCUUCCUCAAAGACUGUCCCUCUGGUAUACUGAACCUAGAGGAGUUCCAACAGCUAUAUGUCAAGUUCUUUCCGUACGGCGACGCGUCUAAGUUCGCCCAGCACGCCUUCCGGACCUUCGAUAAGAAUGGGGACGGGACCAUCGACUUCCGGGAGUUUAUCUGCGCCCUGUCAAUCACCUCGAGGGGGAGCUUUGAGCAGAAACUCAACUGGGCCUUCAACAUGUAUGACUUAGACGGAGACGGCAAGAUCACACGCAUGGAGAUGCUGGAGAUCAUAGAGGCGAUCUACAAGAUGGUUGGCACUGUGAUAAUGAUGCGUAUGAACGAGGACGGGCUGACUCCCCAGCAGCGCGUGGAUAAGAUCUUCUCCAAGAUGGAUAAAGAUCACAACGAUGAGAUCACGCUGGAGGAGUUCAAAGAGGCAGCCAAGAGUGAUCCCUCCAUCGUCCUACUGCUACAGUGUGACAUGCAGAAAUAGAGGAGAG